This is a messenger RNA of Microthlaspi erraticum, 840 nucleotides long. Lineage: Eukaryota; Viridiplantae; Streptophyta; Magnoliopsida; Brassicales; Brassicaceae. The record is from the annotation of a GenBank genome assembly.
AUGAUCUCCGACGAGCACAACCGCGAGACCAGAAGAUACCAAGACGAGCCUCGGAGGAAAUACCACGCCCGUGUGGCCAAGAUCUUGGCGGAUUUCAAGAACGGCGUGGGACCUGGCGACGCGAAGCUGACUCUUGUUGGCAGAGACGGGCACAGAGCGACCAUGGAUGUGCACAAGAAGCCUCACAUUGUGGAGUGUGAUGAUGUUGAGACGUAUGUAGAGACUGUGGUGUUGAUGUAUUGCGAUGAUCUCAAGAACAAGCUGAUUGGUGAAAAUGUCUUCAAAGUCUUGGCUUUGCUUAAGAUGAUGAAAGCUGUGAUCUUUGGGUUGAUUAGAGAAGAAGGAGCUGAUCAUGAUGAUGUGUCUAAAGAAAUGCUGUACAGUCUGUGUCACCGAUGUGUCUCCUCUCACUUAUCCUCUGCUUAUCAGAAGUCACAUCCCAACAUGAAUGAUCCUGGUGAUUUGGUUGGAGAGAUCUCUAGAGAAGCUGGUAACUUGCUUUGGAUAGUCGAUAUACUAAUCGAGAAGAAGAUCUGCGAGGAGUUUGUGCAGCUGUGGGGGGAGCAGAAGGAGCUAGCGAAUCUCCAUUCCAAGAUUCCUGCAAAGUACAGACACGAGAUAAGCAAGAUCACUGCACGGAUCUGCGUUGGAAUUGGUAAAGGAAAGAUCUUGGUGAAGAGGGAAGCUCGGUUUACGGUUCUCAAGACAUGGUUGGAGGCCAUGUACGAUGAUUUUGGUUGGAUGAGAAGGUCUUCAAUGGAUUGGAAAGUUGUGGAGGAUGGACUCAGCCAGAUGAUACUGACAUUGUCGUUGAGUCAGCAACAGGUGGUUCUGAUGUAG